Molecule: messenger RNA, 1941 nt
Organism: Medicago truncatula (barrel medic)
Lineage: Eukaryota; Viridiplantae; Streptophyta; Magnoliopsida; Fabales; Fabaceae
Product: 3-epi-6-deoxocathasterone 23-monooxygenase CYP90C1
Exons: 9
Coding region: 171-1646 (491 amino acids)
Biological process (GO): brassinosteroid homeostasis; sterol metabolic process; multicellular organism development
Molecular function (GO): iron ion binding; oxidoreductase activity, acting on paired donors, with incorporation or reduction of molecular oxygen, NAD(P)H as one donor, and incorporation of one atom of oxygen; heme binding
Source: RefSeq, a predicted model, not a curated record
CAAACAAGAGUGUUUAUCGGUCAAGUACAGCAAAACAGGUAGCUGGAACCCUUUAUAUAUACAUACAAAACCCAUAUAUAGUCUGAACUAUCUAUAUAUAUAUAUAUAUAUAGCCACCUUUUCAAGGUCAUAUAUAUCUUCUAAGUACGUGAUAUAGUUUAUUCAAAAUUAUGGAAUGGUUUAUAGGUGUAUAUGUGAGCAUAAUUGUAUUGUUAAUGAGUUUAUGGUUUGUGAAGAAGGAGAAGAAUAAUAUUAAGCUAAGAAAUGGAAUUAAAAUUCCAAAAGGAAACUCAGGUUGGCCUUUACUUGGAGAGACUCUUGACUUCAUUGCUUCUGGCUAUUCUUCUUGCCCUGUCACCUUCAUGGAAAAACGCAAGUCUAUUUAUGGGAAUGUGUUUAAGACAAACAUUUUGGGAAGCAAUGUGAUAAUUUCAACGGACCCAGAAGUGAACAAGGUGGUUCUACUGAAUCAAAAGAACAAUUUUAUCCCUGCUUAUCCAAAAUCAAUUAGAGAAUUAAUGGGAAAACACUCUAUACUCCAAUUGAACGGGACCAUGCACAAGAAACUGCAUUCACUCAUUGCAGUGUUUCUUAAGUCCCCACAAUUUAAAUCUCAAAUCACUAGAGAUAUUCAACACUCUGUCAAACAAUGCUUAGCAUCUUGGACCAACAAAACAAUAUACAUUCAAGAUGAAGUAAAAAAGAUUACAUUUCCUAUUUUGAUUAAAGUUUUGAUGAGCGUUGGUCCUGGUGAAGAUUUGGACUUGUUGAAAAGAGAAUUUGAAGAAUUUAUCAAAGGCUUGAUUUGCUUACCCAUCAAGUUUCCAGGAACAACACUAUACAAAUCCUUAAAGGCUAAGGAAAGGAUGAUGAAGAUGGUGGGGAGGAUAGUUGAGGAGAGAAUGAAGUUAAUAAUGGAUAAUAAUGCAGAAGAUGAUGAGAAGGUUGGUGUAGUGAAUGAUGUGGUGGAUGCACUCCUAAGGGAUAAGGGUGAGUUGUCUCAAUCAAGCUCAAGUUCAAACCUGAUGGUGGAAAUGAUUAGCCAAAACAUCAUCGAGUUUAUGAUCCCAGGGGAAGAGACCCUUCCUACGGCCAUGACCUUGGCCCUCAAAUUCCUCACUGAUUAUCCUCUUGCUCUAUCCAAACUUAUGGAGGAGAACAUGGAAUUGAAGAAGCAGAAGACUAAUUGCCCAGAUGGUUAUACAUGGACCGACUACAUGUCACUACCAUUUACUCAAAAUGUCAUCAGUGAAACUCUUAGAAUGGCCAAUAUAGUCAAUGGGAUUUGGAGGAAAGCAGUCAAAGAUGUAGAAAUUAAAGGGUACUUAAUUCCAAAAGAUUGGGGUGUUAUGGCAUCUCUUACCUCUGUUCACAUGGACUCAAAAAACUAUGAAAACCCUUAUAAGUUUGAUCCAUGGAGAUGGGAGAAAAUUGGAGUUGUGCCUAGUAACAAUUGCUUUACCCCGUUUGGGAGUGGACAUAGACUGUGUCCUGGGUUAGAACUUUCCAGGCUAGAGCUCUCUAUCUUCCUUCACCAUCUUGUUACUACUUAUAGAUGGGAGGCUGAGAGGGAUGAAAUAGUAUACUUUCCAACUGUUAAGAUGAAGAAGAAGCUCCCAAUUAGAGUGCAACCCAUUAGCACUUGAUUGGAUUAGAUCAUCAAGUUUUUUUUUUUUUUUUUUUUACAAAAGCAAACUCAAUUCAUUUCAUUAAUCAAUCAAAAGUUGAUGAAUUCAAGAAAAUUUUAUAGAAAGAAAAAUGUAUUUAUUUUACAUUGUAUGUUAUUUCAACCUAGAGGGUAACUAUCAAGUAGACAAACAAUAAGGUUGCUUUUUCAGAAAAUAGUGUUUAGUAUAUAUUGUGUUAGCAAUUGAGUAACAUCAAUAUUCAGAAAAUAAAGGUGCUUUUGGACCCUAUUGCUAUCUUUGAAAAUUAAUUGCA